Andrographis paniculata is the source of this 1858-nucleotide messenger RNA. Its product is annotated as arginine-specific demethylase JMJ22. Gene Ontology annotation, cellular component: nucleus. Bases 146 to 1711 code for a protein of 521 amino acids. The record is from RefSeq and is a predicted model, not a curated record. The transcript is spliced from 2 exons. NCBI's taxonomy places the organism in Eukaryota, Viridiplantae, Streptophyta, Magnoliopsida, Lamiales, Acanthaceae. Gene Ontology annotation, molecular function: cis-regulatory region sequence-specific DNA binding; protein binding.
AUAAGGCCCUGUUUGUUUGCAGCUAUUGUGGCGAGCAAAAAAAAUUCGUAAACCCUCCCGCCGCCACGCAGGCCGCCGAUUAUCUCCAUCUCCGACAAGUCUACCGCCGGCGGUAAAAGCCUCCGCCGCCUUACUUGGCACGACAAUGCUUAGCACGAGAAAUUUACUGUUGAGACCAAAAUUGAAGAAUCGGAAACAAGCCCUAAAAACUGUUUCCAGAAGGCGAAAUUCAUUCGCGAAGAAAUCGAAAUAUGAAUCCGGCAAACGAGCAGUGCGAAUCGAUUUCACGGGAGAAGAAGAUGAAGAAAAGCACGAACAAGUCGGAGUGGAUGAGGAGGACGUCGCAUUCAGCUUGAAAGGAUCUGCUCGAUCUCAUUCGCACGGAGUCCAACCGCUGGGGAAUCUCUAUUUCACUCCUUCAUCCGUUAAUUCGAGAGACGUCGGCCUCGGCAACCUGAAAACCCUAACGGACGAAUUAAUCCUCGACGUCCUCGGACUUCUGAGCGGCGCUGAAUUACGGAUUCUAUCGACUGUAAGCAAAUCCUUUUACGUAUUUUGCAGCCACGAACCUCUCUGGAGGAACCUUGUUCUGGAUAUGCAUAAAAACGGAUUCAUAUUCAACUCUUCCUGGAAGAACACUUACAUCACUGCUUAUAACAAUCCAUUUACUGCUGUUAAUUCUGGAAUUAGGGUUAGGGAUUUUUACUCCGAUUACCUCUUUCAGAGCUGGCUUUGUGCUAAUCUUGAAAUGAAGCCUGAGUGGCUUGACAGGGAUAACAUAGUGAGGAAAAGGGGAAUUUCUGUAGAUGAAUUUGUACUGAACUUUGAGGAGCCUAACAAACCUGUGUUGUUGGAAGGUUGUUUAGAUAAUUGGCCUGCUAUGAGAAAUUGGGAUAGGGAUUAUCUGAUUAGAGUUUGUGGCGAAGCUCGAUUCUCCGCCGGGCCGGUGGAGAUGAAGCUCGAGGAUUACUUUAGGUAUUCGGAUCAAGUGAGGGAGGAAAGGCCAUUGUAUCUUUUCGAUCCGAAGUUUAUCGACAAAGUUCCGCAGUUGGGAGAGGAUUAUGAAGUUCCUAGCUACUUCGACGAGGAUCUUUUUGGUGUUUUGGGGAAGGAUAGACCUGACUAUAGAUGGAUUAUAAUCGGUCCUGCAGGAUCUGGAUCGUCGUUCCACAUUGAUCCCAACUCGACUUCUGCUUGGAAUGCGGUGAUCAGAGGUUCCAAGAAAUGGAUAUUGUUCCCGCCUGAUGUAGUGCCGCCUGGGGUGCAUCCGAGCCCGGAUGGGGCAGAGGUUGCCUGCCCGGUUUCUAUAAUCGAGUGGUUCAUGAACUUCUACGGCGCCACCAAGAGUUGGAAGAAACGACCGAUCGAAUGCAUUUGCAGGGCGGGGGAAGUGAUCUUUGUGCCUAAUGGAUGGUGGCAUUUGGUUAUUAAUUUAGAAGAUUCGGUUGCGAUUACGCAAAAUUUCGUCAGCAGGAGGAAUCUGUUGAAUGUUCUUGAUUUUUUGAAGCAGCCUAAUGCGAGCGCCCUUGUGUCGGGAACUAGGGACCGGGUGAACUUGCACGACAAGUUUAAGAAUGCGAUCGAGACGGCGUUUCCGGGAACUUUGGAUGAGCUGAUGCAGAAAGCAAUGGAGAAGAAGAAGAAACAGCAGCUCUCAUAUUGGGACUCUGUAACUGAUUCAAAGGUUGGUGCCUUUAAGUUUUCAUUUUAGAAGUUUUGUUACCUUUUAACAGUGGAUUUGGAUUGGAAGUAUUUAAUUUGAUAAUUUGUAAAAAAAAAUAUAUGCUAUUUUGAUAUUUAUAUUAGGAAUUAUUUUGUCACAUUCCAAAAGAGAACUGAAUUAUUGAAGACAUGAGAU